GGCACACAGGAACAUGGCUCUCCCUGUCUUUCCUUCCAUUCUGCCUCUGUUGGCAACCUUGGUAGAAAGGCUUUGGAGUAAUAACUGGUAAAUGACCUUAAUCUAUGGCCUUCAGGUUGGAGGAAUAGAUUGCUGUUGGCAAGAAGUUCACCAAUGUCAGAAUCACAGCCACCAGGCCUUUGGGACCCAUGGCGGCAGGGUGAGCAGAAGAAGGAGGUCAGGGAGGAUGUGGCAAUUGGGUCCUUUCCCAGGGAGGAGAAACCCAGGCUUAUUCACAGGGUGUGUCGCUGUGCUCUCAAUCUGCCUCGUCUCACCUGAGUUCCUUUCAGUGCUCUGAACUGAGCUGAGUCACAGUCUUAGAGCUCUGUCCUUCAUCUUUUUUGGGAGCCCUCACUUCCUCUUUUGAGAAAGCUGGAACCUGAGUGCUCCACUCCAAGAGAGAGAGAGAGAGAGAGAGAGUGCUCUCUAGAGCCAGGGAGAGCAGGAAGAGACAUAUGCCAGAGGAGGUACGAGGCCUGGAAACCAAGGCUGAAGUCGGGAAAUGCCAGAAAAUGAGUGGUGAGCCGGCUGCACUCUGACUUGCUGGCCCGGACUACAACAGGGUUUCCAGGGCUGCUUAUACUCUGUGGGAAUCCUGGGACCAGCUGAGGAUGCUGCCCUGGCUUCUUGUCUUCUCUACCUUGGUUCUUCCGGCAUGGGGUGUUUCCUCCCGGGAAAACCCGCAAACCAAACAGGUGUUGGAAGGGCUGCAGCGGCUGCUGGGCAGCCUCUCCCAGCUGGCCGAGAAGGGCAGCAUGGGCCGUGAUGAUGUCUUCGUCGUGGUCUCCCGUGAGGAAUGGGGGGCGGAAGCAGCUGGCUGCAGCUCUAAGCUGAGGAGACCCGUGGAUGUCCUUGUCAUACACCAUGUCCCUGGGCUAGAGUGCCGCAACCAGACCGUCUGUGGUCAGAAGCUUCGGGAACUGCAGGCCUAUCAUAUCCGCAACGGCUGGUGUGAUGUGGCCUACAAUUUCCUGGUUGGGGAUGAUGGCAGAGUAUAUGAAGGUGUUGGCUGGAAUGUCCAAGGCUCACACGGCCAGGGCUACAACAACAUCUCCUUAGGCGUUGCCUUCUUCGGCACCCAGGAAGGACGCAGUCCCAGCCCUGUAGCUCUGUCAGCCAUGAAGGGCCUGAUUUCCCAUGCUGUGAAGAAGGGCUACUUGUCAUCCAAGUACAUCCAGCCACUUCUUGUGAAAACUGAAGACUGCCUGGCUCCUGCACAGAUGGGGGGACAGAAGACAGCUUGCCCCCACAUUGUUCCACAGUCUGCGUGGGGGGCAAGAGAGUCCCACUGCCCCAAGAUGGCUCUCCCUGCGAAGUAUGCCAUCAUCCUUCACACUGCUGGGAGAACGUGCAGUCAGCCCGCUGAGUGCCGCCUGCUGGUCCGAGACCUCCAGUCCUUCUUCAUGGACAGACGAAACACGUGUGACAUUGGAUACAACUUCCUCGUGGGCCAGGAUGGUGGUGUUUAUGAAGGGGUGGGCUGGAACAGUCAAGGUGCCUGCACUGAUGGGUAUGAUGACAUUGCUUUGAGCAUCGCCUUCAUGGGCAUCUUCACAGGUUCCCCACCCAAUACAGCUGCUUUGGAGGCAGCCCAGGACUUGAUCCAGUGUGCCGUGGUCAAGGGGUACCUAACCCCCAACUACUUGCUAAUGGGUCACAGUGAUGUGUCCAACACUCUGUCCCCUGGGCAGGCAUUGUACAACAUCAUCAGGACGUGGCCUCACUUCAAGCACUGAGGGAGACCCCAACCCUCUCUGAGGACGCUCUUCCUCCUGCUGGGCAUCUGUCCUCCCCUCACCUUGGACUGGCAUCUCUGUCUUCUCAUUGCAAAGCUUUGCCUUGAUUAUUUCCUGCAUUGGGACGACCGUGUCCUCUCUUGGUGACAUCCACCACUCACAGUCCCUUGAGUCUGAGUUGAGCCUCUUCUCUCCUGGGCAUGUGUCUGCUCAGCCAGGUGAGGUAAUGGACUGGUUCUUGUCACACCUCUUUCCCUAGUUGUCUGCCCCUCUGCCUGGUACACAGGCACCUAUGGUCUGUCUGGCAGCUUCCAGUGGUCAUCCACAGCCCAGGCGGGUGCCCUUCCCUCUUCUGCCCACACAUCCACUUGUGCAUAUGUGAAUGCUUCGUUGCAGACAAGCAGGUUCUCUUCUGGCUUGUUUUUCCAGAGCAGCAUCUGAGAUUUCUUCACCACUGGGUGAAGUAGCCUGGGUCAGCUCUGGAUCUGUGUCUAAGUGUUAGUAGAUACUAUGGGUGUUUGUUGGAGAAAUCGAUGAACCCCUCUGUGGAAGCCCUGCUGUCCAGUGUCCCAUCUUGCCGUUAUUCUCAGCACUUGGUUGGAGGCUCGGAGCUGGCUGUGUUGACUUGUCCAGAACAGCUACUGUGUCUCUAAAGUCCCCAUGCCAUUGUUUUCAUAGGGCACCCUGAGUGCCAGGACCACAUGCUCCUUCAAGGUCAAGGCAGACCUGUGUCAACACUUGCUGCCCAGUACCAAGGCCUGCCUGGACCUGGAUGGGUCCUUAAUGGCUGACCCUGGUGCUCUGAAACCCUGCCUUCCUUUCCCUCAUUUGUUGUAAGCACAUGAAGCCUUGUUUUUCUCUAUGUUGUUCUGCAAAAUGGAAGGAAGACUAAGGGGAAAACAAGAGAAAUGAAUAAAAGGAACAUAAUGUAGGGGUUGU
Meriones unguiculatus (Mongolian gerbil) is the source of this 2714-nucleotide messenger RNA. It is a transcript of the gene Pglyrp4, whose product is annotated as peptidoglycan recognition protein 4. The coding region runs from base 651 to 1775 and encodes 374 amino acids. The transcript has 9 exons. Gene Ontology annotation, biological process: peptidoglycan catabolic process. The record is from RefSeq and is a predicted model, not a curated record. Gene Ontology annotation, molecular function: zinc ion binding; N-acetylmuramoyl-L-alanine amidase activity. NCBI's taxonomy places the organism in Eukaryota, Metazoa, Chordata, Mammalia, Rodentia, Muridae.